GUCUUCCUGGCGCUGGCUUUCUUCCUGGGUCUGUGCGGCAACUCUCUCGUCAUCUACGUCGUCGCCAGGUUCUCCAAGAUGCAGACGGUCACUAAUCUCUACAUCCUCAACUUGGCCAUUGCUGACAUGCUCUUCGUCGUGGGGAUUCCGUUCCUCAUGACCACGACAGCCAUGGAGUACUGGCCCUUUGGCUUCGUCAUGUGCAAGCUCUUCAUGAUCACGACAUCGCUAAAUCAGUUCACUAGUUCUCUCUUCCUGACCAUUAUGAGCGCUGACCGCUACAUAGCCGUCUGCCACCCCAUCAGCGCCCCUAAGUUCCGUACGCCCAUGAUCUCCAAGCUGGUAUCUCUUACAGCCUGGAUGAUCUCCGCUCUUAUGAUAAUUCCCGUCUUCAUGUAUUCCAAUAUUCUUAAUGACAGCAACGGACAGGCCAGCUGUAACAUCUACUGGCCGGAUGCUGUCGGGGUCAACGGCCACACUGUCUUCACCAUCUACGCCUUCGUUUUGGCUUUCGGUUGCCCUUUCGCUCUCAUCUUCAUAUUCUACACUUUAGUCAUUCUUAAACUCAAGACCGUUGGACCCAAGUCGAAGUCGAAGAAGAGGAAGAGCCACAGGAAGGUGACGAAGCUGGUACUGACGGUGAUCACCGUCUAUGUGUUGUGCUGGUUGCCCUACUGGGUGCUGCAACUCAUCCUCACCUUCAGUAUGCCCAAGCAGGUGCAGAGUCGGGUCAUGAUCAUCUUCUUUCUUAUCUCCUCUUCACUCUCCUACAUCAACUCGGCCAUCAACCCCAUCUUGUACGCCUUCCUCAGCGAGAACUUCAAGAAGAGCUUCCUAAAGGCCUGCACCUGCGCCGCCAGGAAGGACAUCAACAACGCCCUGGCGGCUGAGAACUCCAUGUUCCCCAGGAGGCGCGGGGGAUCCUCCAGGCGCAGCAGGGCCGCCAAGCAGGCCCGGGAGCUGGAGUCGAAUGACGGUUGCGUUAGGGAGAUCAUAGUGCCACUCUCCGCCACCAGGAGACCGCUGAUACCGAGGGAUGACGCCUUCCUCAACGGCAGACCCGUCACCUCACACCUCUAGACCAGGCGAGUGACACUAUGGUGUGCAUUGUAUUAUUAUUAUAUUAAUGGCGGGGGAAGCACUAAACCCAUAUGGAUCAUGGUGUGGAGGCCAAGGAGUAGGCAGGAGGAGGAGGAGGAGCAGACCAAGGCUAGGUUGAUAGGCCUUCCUAGGAAUUUGAAGGAUAAUGGGUGGGUGCAUGGCUGUUUGUGUAUCUUGUCAACGUACGAUAGUUCUUGUAUAUCGUAGGUGUAAUAUGCGAAAGAACGCUGUUCCUGCACAUUAUAUGUGUAUAUGCGAACGUGCGGUAUUCCUUGCAUAGUGUACGUGUAUGUGAACAUAUGCUAACCUCUACGUAACCAACAGUGUAAUGGUGUUUUUAAAGUUCUGUGUCAUGGUAAGUCAGGCUCAG
This is a messenger RNA of Cherax quadricarinatus, 1471 nucleotides long. The record is from RefSeq and is a predicted model, not a curated record. Lineage: Eukaryota; Metazoa; Arthropoda; Malacostraca; Decapoda; Parastacidae.